UCGCAGGUAGGCGGAUUGUUCGACUCACAUUGAAUUAGUAAGCAGGGCCAAGCAAGUGGUAGAAAACAAUGCAGCAUUAGCAGCAGGUCGCCUAGACUUCAGCCUGCCAUCCGUUCUCAGUCUGUUUCUUAUGACAUGAGCUACGCUGUCAGGGAAACAUGCUGAGUAGGAAAGUAGACGCAGGAUCCGUGCUUUUAAAUUCUGCUGCAGGGAUUGACCGUAGCAGGAUUGGCGAACGGUUGCAAGCUGCCCUUGCCGGACUGCAGGAGCUGCAUCUUCUGAAGGAGAAACAGGAGAGCCUUGUGAGGGAAGCUUUGGAAAUGGAACCGGAGAGAGCGAAGCAGCCGCCUCAGGGGUCCGGAAGGGGCCACGAGAGCUACUCUGAAGAGAUGCGGCUGGAAGCCACUUUAGCCGCGCUGAAGGAGCAGCUGUCCCGAUUAAGAAGGCAGGAUGUUGGUCUUAAGAGUCACCUUCAUCAGCUUGAUCAGCAGAUUAGUGAACUCAAACUUGAUGUGUCCAAAGCGUCCACAGAGCAUCUGGAGAGCGAUAGCCGCCCCAGCUCAGGUUUCUACGAGUUGAGCGAUGGAGGUUCUGGUUCCCUUUCCAACUCCUGCACGUCUGUGUAUAGUGAAUGCAUGUCCUCUUCUCAAGGCAGUUUGCCCCCUUAUUGCCAGCAGCCUGCUUCAAGGAUUGGAAUGUUUGAGUACAGACCAAAAUCGGCUGAUGAGACAACCGUUGAAGCUGCCAGCUCUCGACAGCAACCACUGCAUAUCCGGACUGGAUCCAGAAUCCGAACAAGCGCUGAUCUUUCUGGAAGUGCUGCCAAGUCACGUCAGAGACCUGUGUCAGCAGGUGACUUGGAUAUAAUGAUGUCAGGCUUGGGGUGCCCGAAGAUUCCUGACAUGAAGUCAGUUUCAUCCUUGUGCCAGGGCGGUGACAUUCGACUUGCCAGUCUGGACCCCAAGUACCAGUGUAAUUUGGUGUCCCGCAGUGGUAAUGAGGUGUACCCUUAUCCCAGUCCUCUUCAUGCUGUCGCUCUUCAGAGCCCCCUGUUUUCUGUCACUGGAGAGCUUUCAGUAUCUGUGAACCAUAAAUCCUGUGAGGAGCUGGAUGGGUUUCCAAUUAACAUGUCCCAGAAAAAGCCCAAUUUUGAAAGUAGUCCUGGUGGUUACAUCAAUAGACUUCUUUACAACCGAAGUAAGGCAAACUUCUACUAUGACAGUAGUUACAGAAAGGCAGACAGAGCGGAGCCAUCCAUAACUUAUGUGAAAGACACCCCUUCCUAUGCUGUGGUGGGGAGCAGUGAAUCCUCUGGCCCUCAGAAUGCAGAAGAAGAUACUGGUUUAAUUCAGGGACAAUUCAAGGACCUUAAGAUAAUUUCUAUGGGGAAACUGCAAGAUAAUGAUGUGAAGCCAGAGUGUCUUAAUUGCCUCAAACGUGUUGAGUCGCUGAAGCACUUUGAAGACUCCAGAUUCAGAUCAGUCCCUCCUCUAGCCGAAGAAAAGGAUUCCACUCCAGUUAGACAAGCUGCCAAAGCUCCGGAACAAGUGCCAAACCAUCAGGUGAAAUCUCGUCCAGAAAAGGACAUGAGACACACCUUCCGAGAAAGUUCUUCAGUGAAAAAAUCCAUGCGUAAAUGUAGCAGUGGCUCAGCCUGUCUGGAGAGAAGGUGUGCGGAUAUUCUUCCUGGGUCAGAAUUUGUUCACGCCAAAUUUGUGCCGGCCGAGUCUCAUCAAAUGAAAGUCAGACAAGCCGGCAGGAAGACAAAGGCCAUAAAACUGAAGAGAAAAAGUAGUGACAAACACAGGAGUGUAAAACAGUUGCCUUGUGAAAAGCCUAAAGACUUCCCUGAGGUCAACAGGUCUCCUGCUGAGAGGGGUCCUGCUAAUAAACACCACAGUGGGAAGCUUAUUGUCAGACAAGCAACUUUUGGGGGUGAAGAAACAAGCCGUUCGUGCUCCGAGUCUAGCCUGUUUCCUGCCCAUUCCAGACAUUCUCAACAGCUCCACCGGCUGCAACCCCAAAAAGUCUCAAAACCCUACCUGUCUGCACUCAGCGGUUCUGUUGAACAAAUAAAGAAAAAGCAGACACGAAAAUGGCAGUCGGCAGUGGAAAUCUCUGCAAAGCAGUCGGCAGGGCAAUUUCCGUAUGGUUCCAGUACCGGGCAUGCUCUGCAGCAGCCACUGCGGAAAGCCGGGGUUAGCCGGGCGUCCAGCAUGCGUCCCCGGCCUUUAAAUUACCGGAACCACCCCAGCAUUUACUGCUAUGCAAUGAGUGAGUCGGAACAGUCGGAGUACUCUGCUGAAUGUUCCUCCCUCUUUCACUCCACCAUUGUGGAGACCAGUGAAGGUGAGCAGAGCGAUUACACAGCCAACCGAUUUGGGGACAGCGAGUCCAGCAUGAGUCAGUCUGAGGCAUCUAGUGACAGCAGCCUCACCAUUGACACUGACGGCACUGAAGAAAGUGAGCUUGUGUGGGCCGAAGCAGCCAUGGGACCAACGGCGGCCGGCAUCUCUCUGACCAAGCCCAGUCACCUUGAGCCAAGAGCCUGCCGCGUUAAAGCUUCAAAGGCAUUAAAGAAGAAGAUUCGCCGAUUUCAGCCUGCAGCAUUGAAAGUUAUGACGAUGGUGUAGUUUCCAGCAGUUUCUUUCAACUCCCUGCUGCUUCUGUUCUCUUUAAAAACACAAUGGGUACAACUUUUUUGUUUUUUUCCUUUUCUUAAAGAAGAAUCUGAGGAAUUCCCUGACCUAUAGAUGACCUUAAACAACCAAAACUGAAUUAUUUUAUAUGUUACAAUGCAAGUUAAUAAAGUUUUUAAAUUUGA
Molecule: messenger RNA, 2824 nt
Organism: Polypterus senegalus (gray bichir)
Lineage: Eukaryota; Metazoa; Chordata; Cladistia; Polypteriformes; Polypteridae
Gene: dact2
Product: dishevelled-binding antagonist of beta-catenin 2
Exons: 4
Coding region: 159-2633 (824 amino acids)
Biological process (GO): negative regulation of nodal signaling pathway
Cellular component (GO): cytoplasm
Source: RefSeq, a predicted model, not a curated record